AUGGAGCGACCUGCCGAAGAAGAGCCACCUGUUAAGAAGCUUCGGACACUUCCACCCAUUGGAGAAGUGGCUCUGGAAGACCAACAUGUUUUCAUUUCCUUACAAGGAUGUGCUGACAACAUUGGCAAGUUGUUUGAUGGCGGGCAUAGUGUUGUAUUCAUCCGCGGUGGCGUGGCCAUCGGCAAGACCACAUUGGCAGAGCAUUUGGGCCGCUCUGAGACGUAUGUGAAUGUGCCCUUCACUGAACAUGGUCAUGACGAUGCUUGGAGGGUGAGAACAGUGCAAGCCGUGGAAAAAGCAACAGGCAAAAAAGUUGACGGAGAUGGUUCAGCUUUCGGGAAUGCGCUGAAGCAAGCCAAGGACAACAACUUGACCCUGAUUUAUGAUGAAGCUCACACACUGUUCCUCUCUCAAAACCUAUGCUCAGCCCUAUUCAAAGCAAGCAUUCACUAUCGACCACGGGUCUUGCUGUUAUCAGCGUCAGGUGAUGCUUCAAGCACAUCAAGCCUCGCCAUGACAACGCCAAAUGAAAUCACCCAAAAAUUCAUGUGGACACCACCUCUACCCUGCAGUCUAGACCUGAAAAGACAGCUGGAGGAAAGUGGCGUCAAGCUGGACGAAGAGAGCAUCGACUUCUUCGCCAGCUUCUGUGGUGGGCAUCGAGGCAUUUUCAUGGCUGCGAUGCACUGGGUGAAGAGCAAGCAGACGAGUGGUGAAAGCUGGAAUGUCAAUAAGACGGUGGGGGUUGUGCGGAAUAGCUAUAGCCAUGGACAGUGGGAUUGUAGCGACACCGAGAUUCUGGGCGCUCUGAAAGAGAGCCGUGCCGUGAAAGUCAAUGGACGAUACAGCUCUGUUGAACAUACGCCAAAAGAGUUUGUAGAGCUCUUGUGUGCAGGGGCACGGCCCAUCGGACAAGACAUUCGGAGAGAGCUCACCAUCAACGGCUUCGUGCUUCCAAAAUAUGACAGCGCAGAAGAGCUUCAGAAGCUGAAUUGGACCAAUGACGACCUGCAUUACAAGGUGGCGAACCCUUUGCUGGCCGCGUACUACCGCUUCCAACUGAAGAAGACCUGUGGCUUACAGCUUCAGUUCUUGCCCAGCAGACCCGAAAACUGUGCAGACUUACUGAUGCGAGCGUUGCCCUACCUGUUCUUCUCCAAGGUCGUGAGCUUCGAAGGAGAUGUAUCUCAGUUGGCGAAGGGCGGUCUCCCACACGAGCAACAGUAUAACCAAGCCAUCCUCAGUGUGUUGACGGAAAUCGGCUACAAGCCCUUUGCUCCACAAUCGUCGACGGAGGGUGACGGGAAGCCAGACCUUAUGGUCAAAAUUUGUGAGGAGACGUUUGUCAUGGAGGGCGCGAAGAAACAGAUCAAAGAGCACCUUGGCCGCUUCAAUAAGUAUGAAAAUUACAAGAAUGCCAAGCACAAGGGUGUCUACAUGAUCGGCAAGGACAAUGACAAGGUGCUUCAGACCGUGAUGACAUCUUGUGGAGGCGAUGUCCAAGUCAUAGGCUUGGUCCCCAACAUCGCCCACACCGCCUACACCGUUCACGUGAAGAGCAAGGGCAUCACAAGCAUCAACACCUUCAGGGUGGACUGCGACCUCGUGGCAAGGAGGCUGGUGCUUAAGGCCCAUCUGCCGGAUCAGGCACAAGAGUUGCAAGGCGCGACCUCAACGUCCGUCUGGGUGCGGGAACUGAUCCGCGAGGAUGGGAAGAUCACAGAAAAGCUGAGGCCCAAGGACCCUGAGGGCAAGGACGAGCUCGAGCCGGCGUUUCAGGUGGAGUCUCCUCAGGACCAUCCGACACUCAAAAAUGUGGACCACUUGAAGACAGCCAUCAAGCAGAAGAACCCCGAUCUCAAGGACAUUGCUCCAAGGCAUAUCGACAUCUACUUACAAGAAGCUGGCGGAGCGUGGCAGCGCAUCGAACGCACAUCGGAAGCCCUGCGUCAGGACACCAGCGAGCGAGACUGCUACGGCUUUUUGCCGCGAUCGGCAACUUGA
This is a messenger RNA of Symbiodinium natans, 2004 nucleotides long. NCBI's taxonomy places the organism in Eukaryota, Dinophyceae, Suessiales, Symbiodiniaceae. The record is from the annotation of a GenBank genome assembly.